Molecule: messenger RNA, 2820 nt
Organism: Zingiber officinale
Lineage: Eukaryota; Viridiplantae; Streptophyta; Magnoliopsida; Zingiberales; Zingiberaceae
Product: WD repeat-containing protein 48-like
Exons: 18
Coding region: 205-2487 (760 amino acids)
Biological process (GO): protein deubiquitination; double-strand break repair via homologous recombination
Molecular function (GO): ubiquitin binding
Source: RefSeq, a predicted model, not a curated record
UUCAUCUCGUGUCAGUCUCAGAAUCUCUUUCGCUCCGACGGAUCGUCUCUCCCGGCGCUCUUUCUUUCUUCGUUCGGUAGUAGACGAGGAGGGCUUUCUGCGGCAGAGCGGCAGCGAGCCCAUCGCGCGAGCUCGGAGACGAGCAGCAAAUCAUCAAUAUCAAUCCUGUUCGGUGUAGAUAUUACAGGAAAGCCUGAAGCUGCAAUGCACCGUGUGGCCAGUGCAGGUAACACCUCCAAUUCAACACGCCCUCGGAAGGAGAAACGCUUGACAUAUGUUCUGAAUGAUGCAGAUAACACAAAGCAUUGUGCGGGUGUUAAUUGUUUGGCUGUCCUAAAUUCUAGUACUCCUGGUAGUUGUGAUUAUCUUUUCACGGGGAGCAGAGAUGGGACAUUGAAAAGAUGGUCAUUAAGUAAAAAUGAUGCUACCUAUUCAGCUACAUUUGAGUCCCAUGUAGAUUGGGUCAAUGAUGCAGUUAUGGCUGGUAGCAACCUUGUUUCCUGUUCUUCAGACACCACCCUGAAGAUAUGGAAUCCCUUGUCUGAUGGUGUUUGCACAAGAACUCUUCGUCAACAUUCUGACUAUAUCAUUUGUCUUGCUGCGGCUGAGAAAAAUAGCAAUAUAGUUGCCUCUGCGGGGCUUGGUGGUGAGGUUUUCAUAUGGGACAUUGAUGCAGCUCUCCAUCCAAUUGCAAAGUUUGUUGAUCCGAAAGAAGACGAACAUUCUAAUGGGACAGUGGGACCUCCUAUUUCAAGCCUACGGGGUAUUAGUACGGGAAACAACAUAUCUUUUCAUAACAAUCAAUCUGGUGGAUAUUGUCCAAUUACUGCCAAAGGCCACAAGGAGUCAGUUUAUGCCUUGGCAAUGAAUACCAGUGGAACCUUGCUUGUUUCUGGUGGAACUGAGAAGGUUAUACGGGUUUGGGAUCCAAGAACUGGUUCAAAAGUUCUAAAGCUUAGAGGGCAUACCGACAAUAUCAGGGCUUUGCUUCUUGAUUCCACAGGAAGAUUCUGCCUAUCAGGUUCAUCUGAUUCAAUGAUCCGUCUAUGGGAUCUUGGUCAGCAACGCUGUGUGCAUUCUUAUGCUGUCCAUACUGAUUCUGUAUGGGCUCUUGCCAGCAACCCAGCAUUCACACAUGUUUACAGUGGUGGGAGAGACCAAUCUUUGUACCUGACAGACUUGUCUACAAGAGAGAGCCUUUUGCUCUACACAAAAGAAGAACACCCUAUUUUACAGAUGGCCUUACAGGAUGAUAGUAUAUGGAUUGCGACUACAGCUUCGUCUGUACAUAGGUUGCCAGCUGAAGGACAAAAUCCACAAAAAGUUUUAGAAAGAGGCGGUUGCUUUUUAGCGGGAAAUUUGUCUUUCACAAGGGCAAGAGCUUCUUUGGAAGGAUCAGCCCCCGUUCCUUUAUACAAAGAACCAUCUUUCACCAUUUCUGGAAUACAAGGUAUUGUAAAAUAUGAAAUCUUGAACAACAAAAGACAUGUGCUGACCAAGGAUACAGCAGGUUCAGUUAAACUGUGGGAGAUUACCAAGGGUGUUGUGAUUGAGGACUAUGGCAAGGUUUCUUUUGAUGAAAAGAAAGAAGAGUUAUUUGAAAUGGUGAGUGUACCUGCAUGGUUUACAAUGGACACACGACUUGGAAGUUUGUCUGUCCAUUUGGAUACUCCUCAAAGCUUUUCUGCUGAGAUGUAUGCCAUGGACUUGAAUAUGUCAGGAGCACCAGAAGAUCUCAAGAUAAACCUAGCUCAGGAGACACUCCGUGGUUUGUUGGUUCAUUGGAUGGCUAAAAGAAGGCAUAAAGCUGGGUCACAUGCUUCAUCUAAUGGAGAUGCUACAUCUACAAAUGAUGUUGUCAAAAAUCACCCACACUCAAAAAUUGUAGUGGAUGAUGGUUCAGACAACUACAAUUUUGGUAUUCUCCCUUCUUUUGAAUUUUCUACAGUUUCACCUCCAUCAAUAGUUACAGAGGGUUCACAUGGAGGUCCAUGGAGAAAGAAGAUCACAGAUUUAGAUGGAACAGAAGAUGAGAAGGAUCUUCCUUGGUGGUGUAUGGAAUGUGUUUUAAAUGGCCGAUUGCCUCCAAGAGAAAAUACAAAGUGUAGUUUUCAUUUGCAAGCUUGCGAAGGUUCCAAUAUGCAAAUAAUAACACAAGGCAAAUUGAGUGCGCCACGGAUACUGAGGAUUAACAAAGUGAUAAAUUAUGUACUGGAAAAGAUGGUUCUCGACAAACCAUUGGAAGGUGGAAGCUCUGAUGGCUCAUCUGGUUUGGGAUUGAGUACAAGACAGUCUCAGGUUUCUUCAAUCGGAGAUGUCUCCCUCCGAUCAGGGAUGAAACCUUGGCAAAAGACAAAGCCAAGCAUGGAAAUCUUGUGCAAUAACCAGGUACUGUCACCCGAAAUGAGUUUGGCCACAGUUCGAGCAUAUAUAUGGAAGAAGCCAGAAGACUUGAUCUUGAACUACAGAGUGGCGCAGAACAAAUAGAAAACUUGUAAAUUAGAUUUAAAAAUACACAGCCGAUGCCACUCAGUUGUUGUUUGUUUGUCCAUUAACAUGAAUAAACAAACUAUUUUGAAACUAUAAGUGUUGUAUUAAUAGGUGAAUGCCCGGGUCUUAUAAAUUGUCAUAUAUUUUUGGAACAAUUGUGUAAUUAAAGGAGUGCUGAAUCAACUGACAAGAGAGCUAACAUUGUAUCAAGGAAUAAGAUUUUUUCCUGCCUCCCGGGGCAUGGUGCGGUGGUGAGAGAUGGAGUGUUCUUCCAUGUAAUAAGGGUUUAAUUUUUACACUCAACAUUCUACGUCUGCAUUGUUCGAAUUA